AUGCCACCUCCAUCGAACAUCAAAGGUGUCGUCCCGCCUGACCAUCUUACCUCCGUGGCCGCAGGCGGCUUCGCAGCGGGUGUUCUGCGCUUCGGCACAAUCUCGAUGCUCUCACACUUCCUCUUGCUUCGGCAUCCGGUCUACCGAGGCCUUACCAUCCAGUUCAAGGUCUACUUGCAACUCAGCGCAAUUAUCCUCGGAGGCUGCAUCUUUGCAGAGAAAAGGGUGUCGGAAUACAAUGAUGCAGUGAGGAACAGGAACCGCGCUCUAGAACGCAGUAGGCGAGUCUGGACCGAAGAGCAAGAGUUUAAGGAGAGACUCUCGAGGCGAGAAGCUCCUGAGAAGUGA
Molecule: messenger RNA, 348 nt
Organism: Exophiala spinifera
Lineage: Eukaryota; Fungi; Ascomycota; Eurotiomycetes; Chaetothyriales; Herpotrichiellaceae
Exons: 1
Coding region: 1-348 (115 amino acids)
Source: RefSeq, a predicted model, not a curated record